AUGGUACAGAACCAACCGACUCGUGAAACACCUCUCCGUGAUAGUUCCAUGGAUUCAUCCCACGAAGCAUCUGCGAGACACACGGGAGAUCCUCCUUCCAAGCAGAAAGGAACCAAUAUGAGCCAGAUUUUCGACGAUGGGGACGAGGCGACGGUUCCUUUUCCAAUUGCUAUCGUAGGGGUGGCCAUGAGAUUGCCGGGUGGUAUUACUUCUGGCACAGAAUUCUGGGACUUCUUGAUAAAGAAGCGCGAUGGUUUAUCCAAGGUACCUGAUACCAGGUACAACGUUGAUGCUUUCUAUAGCGAGACCAGAACUGAUGCUAUUCGGACUCAACAUGGGCAUUUCCUACAACACGACAUUACAAAAUUUGAUGCUGGUUUCUUUGGGAUCAGUAAAAUCGAAGCGGCAAGGCUUGACCCUCAGCAAAGGCUCCUUCUAGAGGUUGUCUGGGAGUGCAUGGAGAAUGGGGGUCAGGUACACUGGAGAGACGGAAACAGCAAUAUUGGAUGCUAUGUUGGUGCGUUUGGUGAAGACUGGCUGGAUCUCCAGGGCAAAGACCCACAGGUCAAUGACCGAUACCGCGUUAUUGGAGCUGAGGAUUUUGCUCUUUCCAAUCGUGUGUCUUAUGAGUAUAAUCUUAAAGGUCCAAGUAUCACUAUCCGCACCGGAUGCUCAUCCUCACUAAUAGCGUUACAUGAAGCGUGUCAGGCACUCUACUCUAGUGAAUGCUCUUCUGCUCUAGUUGCCGGAACUAAUCUUAUUAUCACACCAACCAUGACAAAAUCCAUGUCGAAUAAUAUGGUUAUAUCAACAAGUGGUAUCUGUAGGACUUUUGACGCCAAAGCAGAUGGGUAUGGAAGAGGUGAAGCAAUCAACGCGAUCUUCAUUAAACCCUUACAGGAUGCGUUAAGGGAUGAAGAUCCAAUCCGUGCUGUUAUCCGUUCUACUGCUGUGAAUUGUGAUGGAAAGACCCCUAAUAUUACAACACCAGGCCUGGAAGCCCAGGAACAGUUAAUUCGAAGGGCAUAUCAGAGAGCAAAAAUUAAUAACGACGGUAUUCUACAAACAGGCUUUUUCGAGUGCCAUGGAACGGGUACCACAGUAGGAGACACCAUAGAGACAUCGGCCGUGGCAAAUGUAUUUAAGGAAAGUGGAAUCUAUAUUGGAGCGGUUAAACCAAAUGUCGGUCACUCAGAAGGUGCCUCUGGAAUUACGAGCGUUAUCAAGGGGGUUCUGGCGCUAGAGAACAAGGCUAUUCCUCCUAAUGUACACUUUAAGGAUCCCAAUCCAAACAUCCCAUUCAAGGAAGGAAAGCUCCAAGUUCCUAUGGAGACAAUCCCCUGGCCAAUUGAGCGGUGUAAAAGGGUUAGCAUCAAUUCUUUCGGAAUUGGGGGUACGAACGCGCACGUUAUCCUGGAUUCUCCCUAUUCCCUGCUCAAGAAUGAGAUCUGCGAAACAAAGUUUUGCAAGGAAUUCAUUCAGCAACUUCUAGUGGUGUCGGCAAAGAGCAAAAAAUCCUUGGAUGGACAGAUUGGGAGACUCAAAGGUUAUCUAAAGAACACACAAAACGAUCUUAAAGAUGUCGCAUAUACGCUUGGCCUCAGACGGGAGCACAUGACACAUAGGGCCUUUGCACUCACACAGGAAAACGGUAGUAUUUCUAACUUUCAAUCGUCACAAUCAACCAAUCCAUCAAUCGUGUUCGUGUUAAAUGGCCAAGGAGCACAAUGGCCAGGGAUGGGCAGGCAGUUGAUGAAGAGAUUGGAGCCUUUUCGCACGGAUAUUCGGAUGUUAGAUGGGGUAUUGCAGGGACUGAGAAAUGCACCAAAAUGGACUCUUCAAGAGGAGCUUCUGAGUUCCCAGGAGGAUGGUCACAUAGGAGAAGCGGAGCGCUCACAGCCUCUUUGCACGGCUAUCCAGAUAGCGCUUAUUAACUUGCUUCGUCGCUGGGGGAUCGUUCCAUCUUCUGUUGUAGGACAUUCGAGCGGCGAAAUCGCUGCAGCGUACGCCUCCGGCGCUAUUUCCGCUGCUGUUGCGAUUACGAUAUCCUAUCUUCGAGGCCAAGCAGUGCAAUCCCUGUGCGCCAAUCACUCCGGCGCUAUGGCAGCUGUUGGACUUAGUUCUGAGGAAGUGAAGGACUAUAUACGACCGGGAGUUUCUCUCGCUUGUGAGAAUAGCCCACGGAGCACCACAGUCUCCGGUAAUAGGGAAGCACUUGUUGAAGUAAUUGACAGCAUCCGAGCAGAUGAUAAGGACGUGUUUUGUCGCUUCCUUGAUGUCAAUGUUGCUUAUCAUUCGCAACAGAUGCUCGAGCCCAGUGUAGAAUAUGAGGGGCAUAUUGCCUAUCAUAUGUCUUAUAAUCCAAGUAUGGUGCCUUUCUAUUCUACUGUCAUUGAAAGUGUCAUUACAGAACCUUCUCAAUUGGAUUCCUCUUACUGGGGUAGGAACAUGCGGUGCCCUGUUUUAUUCAACUCUGCCAUGCAAAGUAUCCUUGAUGACGGGGACGAAUCAAAGUUGUUCCUAGAGAUAGGUCCACACUGCGCACUUUCCGGGCCCAUUCGCCAAUCUGUCGAAGAACACAAGGGUGUGGACCAGAAUAAAAUCAAACGAAAUCUCUAUGUGCCUACCCUGAUCAGAGGUAAAGACCAAUGGACUAGUCUAUUGACAAUGCUUGGCCAAUUAUACAGUCACGGUGUGCCUGUAUACCUACGAGGUGUGUUACCAUGCGGAAAGGUAGUUACAGAUCUCCCUCAGUAUUGUUGGCAACAUGAGGAGAGAUUAUGGUAUGAGAGCCGUCUGGCGCGCACUUGGAGACUUAAGAAGCAACCCCACCAUGAGCUGUUAGGCAGUCAAUCGCUAGAUUCAAGCGAUCUAGAACCGUCCUGGAGAGCUUUACUUAGCCUUGACAAUGCUAAAUGGCUUAUGGACCAUAAGCUUGAUGAUGAAAUUGUCUUUCCAUGUGCAGCAUAUAUCGCCAUGGCGGGUGAAGCGAUUCGACAAGUUACUAGGUCAAUGGACUAUUCUAUUCGACACUUACUUAUCAAAACAGCCUUAGUUCUUAAAGGGUCUGACCCAGUCGAGCUUGUUACUGCUCUUAAACCUGCUAAGUUGGCCGACGACGUUGACUCUCUAUGGUAUGACUUUACUAUUGUUGCCUACCAAAACGACCGUUGGAGAAAGCACUGUGUUGGGCAAGUGAGAUCCGGACCAGAUAAAGAUCACAAACCGGAGCAGGCUCAGGCCUACCAAAGACGAGUACACUUUGAUUCAUGGUAUAAUGCGCUCAGGAAGCGCGGACUAAAUUAUGGAAAGCAGUUUCGGAGGCUCCGAGAUAUCACAGCGAGUACGUUACAACAUGAAGCCGCCGCACUUAUUCAGGACGAUCUGAGCUUUCAUGCCGACUACUAUGCCCUCCACCCAAUCCUGAUUGAUAACGGCCUACAACUGUUCAGUGUAGCGGCGACUCAAGGUAUUAUAUAUCAGAUGACACGACUAUGCGUACCAACUGCUAUCGAAGCCCUCUAUGUUAAUGUCAAUCGUGAUUUGACGACACUGAACGCUUUAAGCAGGACUACCGGAGGUACUAUGACCGGUAAUUCAAUUCUUUCGUCGGGUAGCAAUGUCAUCCUCUCAAUGCAGGGCGUCCAGUUUACAAGUUUCCAAAGCACAGAAUUAGCCAAUUCGGAUGCUUUGUUGGCGUCACAGUUGCAGUGGAAACCUGAUAUUGAUCUCCUUCCCGUCGAAGUACAGCUUCCCAAAGGGGAGAAGAACGUAACGUUUGGGCAGCUGGUUGCGAAGUUAUUUUGUGGGCACAUCGCUGAAGCAUAUUGGAAGACAAGGUCCUCAGUUCCUGCCUCAGAGCACCUUCAAAGGUACCUUGCAUGGAUAGAGAGACAAUACAGGAGAAUACAGGACAAAGAUCCAGAUCUGCUACCGGAAAUGAAAGAGCCUAUCGUGCAUAAGCUUGUCAUGUUGGAACGGUAUCAAGAUCAGCUACUGGAGGACGCACAGCAAGGAGAACAGUAUACGAAGAGCUUGCUGGUAGUGCACGGUAUCGCUGAUAGAAUUCUAUCUUCCAUCCACAACAUCCUUGAAGGCAGAAUCAAUCCACUUGAGCUUCUUUUAAGGGAUGAUGGAUUGAAGAGACUAUAUGAAGAUGUCACGAUUUUCCCAGGAUGGAAUACCUUUUUUACAUUGCUUGGACACUCCAAUCCAACGCUUAGAGUGUUAGAAAUCGGGGCUGGAACUGGUGGCUCAACAUCCAUCGCUCUGAAAGCUCUUACCACACCGAACGGAUGCCGAUUGUACUCGACAUACACAUUCACGGACAUAUCACCAGGUUUCCUACCUAAAGCAAAAGCAAGGUUUCAGAGCUACAGUGGUAUCGAUUAUAAAGUCCUCGAUAUCAGCCGAGAUCCUGAAGCGCAAGGAUUUGAGUUAGGCUGCUACGAUUUAAUAAUAGCGUCAAACGUCCUUCAUGCAACACCUAGAAUCUCUCAAGCGUUACGCAAUGUCCGUCGUCUUAUCGCACCUGGUGGUCGAUUGCUAAUCAUGGAAUUAUGCAACGUAGUCCCGGUAUUUGAAUUCAUCAUGGGCGUGCUGCCUGGAUGGUGGAUUGGAGAAGAAGAGGCGCGGAAAGAGAAGCCAACUAUGCCUCCCCAGGAGUGGCACAAUGCGCUAUUGAAUGCUGGUUUUACGGGUGCUGAGCUCGUGCGGUACGACAAUGAAGUUCCGUACCAAAUGACUGCCACCAUGUUGUCAAGGCCUCAAACAGUUCAUAGCAGUUCUCAUAGAACAAAAAUAGGGUUAUUAUACCGAUCGUCUGUCACCCAGUGGGGUCGUAUUCUGGAAAGGGAGCUAUCCAUUAGAGGAUAUGAGGUCUAUUGGCAUACACUGCAUCAGACACCUUAUCGGGAAUCACAAGUCAUAUCAUUGCUUGAUUUGGAAGGCCCAUUUUUCGAAGACCUAUCCUCCGAUGAAUUCAGCCUGUUCCAAACCUACUUGUCGAAGUUGACCGGGGGGCAUAUUUUGUGGGUUACGAAAUCACUUCAGAUGGCAUGUGAAGACCCCAGAUUUGCCUUGGUAUUGGGGACAGCUCGCACGAUCAGACAGGAGAUGGGACAUGAUAUGUCAACCUUGGAAAUUGACAAUCUGAACUCUGGUGCCGAGAAAUUUGUGAUUGAGAUCUUGGAGAAGUUGAGAACACAAAAAGAGAACCGUUCAAAGAAACCAGAUUACGAGUUUGCUCUUCAAGAUGGAACGGUCCACGUGGGUCGAUAUGCAUGGUCAUUUCUCAAACAACACGCUGCGGCUGCCACUAAAACUCUAGGACCACGAGUAGUAGACAUUGAUACCCAUGGGGUUCUCGAAACUUUAACAUGGGCCUUGGGAGACACAGUACCUCAGCAGAUGGGAGAAGAGGAUGUUGAAGUGGACAUUAAAUAUGUCGGUCUAAAUUUCAGAGAUAUGAUGAUUGCUAUGGGGUUUCUUGGCUCUACAAAAGACAUAGGCUCUGAGGCAAGUGCUAUCGUUCGCAGAGUUGGAUCAGCUGUCAAGGGGAUCCAAGUGGGACAAAGCAUUGCAAUCUUUAUGACAGGCUUAAUGAGCACACACAAGGUAGUACCAGCAAAGUACUGCAGCCCAAUUCCACCGGGCAUCUCGCUUGAGGACGCAGCAGCAAACGCCUGCGUCUAUAGUACCGCAAUUUACUCCCUGGUAUUUAUCGGGAAUAUGCGGGAGGGGCAAACUGCUCUAAUACAUUCUGCGUGUGGUGGGGUUGGCUUAGCAGCAAUUCAGGUAUGCCGAAUGAUAGGGGUGGAAAUAUUUGCAACAGUCGGAAACAAGCAGAAAGCUCAGUAUCUGCAGAGUACAUUCAACAUCUCUGAAGAUCAUAUAUUUGAUUCAAGAAGCCCAUCGUUCUUGCCAGAAUUAAUGAAAAUGACGAACAACCGAGGUGUUGAUGUGGUGCUUAAUUCUCUUGCGGGUGAACUGCUCCAUACUUCCUGGAAAUGCGUCGCGCCAUCUGGGAAGAUGAUUGAGCUUGGAAAACGAGAUUUCUUGACACAUGGAAAGUUGGACAUGGACCGCUUCGGCUUAAACCGUUCUUUUAUUGGGGUCGACCUCUUCGUACUAGGUGAAGAGGACCCAGGGGCUCUGCAAAUGCUAGGUCAACAAUUUGCGAUAUAUUACCAACAGGGAAAGCUGCAGCCAAUCCGACCCACCACAGUGUACGAUGCGAUGGAGAUUGGCAAGGCGUUUCGCCAUAUACAAGGUGGGAAACAUAUGGGAAAGCUCAUCAUUCGGAUGCCCGACAACCCGUCAGAGUUGGGUAUACCGAAGAUACAGAAUGAGUCCAAGAUCCUUAGACCAGAUGCUUCCUAUCUUCUUGUUGGUGGUUUAGGAGGCAUUGGCCGGGUUGUCGCCACGUGGAUGAUUCAAAAAGGCGCCCGUCAUCUAAUUUUCCUGACUAGAACAGGCAGGAAUUCACCGGAGAAUGAAGCAUUCAUUCAAGAACUUGAAAGCUAUGAGGGCUGUAGGGUCAUCACCGUCACCGGAGAUGUGGCAAAUAUUGAUGAUGUACGAAAAGCUGUCUCUGCAUCCUCGAUACCAAUUGCUGGAGUGAUUCAAAUGGCUAUGGUUUUGAGGGACCAAAUGCUAUCCAAGAUGACCCAUGUGGAGUGGAUAGAGGCUCUUACUCCUAAAGUGCACGGAACGUGGAAUCUGCAUAUCGUAUUCGAAACAGUGCCGGUGGAUUUCUUCAUUCUGUUCAGCUCGCUCAGUGGCCAUGUCGGCAUUAAGGGGCAAGCUAAUUAUGCGGCAGCCAAUACGUUUUUGGAUUCAUUUGCCAAGUAUCGCAAAUCACGGGGCCUACCAGCGAGCGUGAUAGAUCUUGGAUUUAUGGGGGAUAUUGGCUAUCUUGCAGAACGUGGCUCACCAGUGCUGAGGCUGGUUAGUAAUGCGGGGUUCCAGAAAUUGGAUGCAAGUACACUACUGCAGGCGUUGGAAAUUACCAUUGUCGCAGGAUCUCUCAAUACACCAUCCCAGCUUGUACUGGGACUGGGGACAACACAACGCAUUCAGGAAAAUGCUGUUCAAGCAUUCUGGCCACGCGACGCGCGCAUUGCUGCCUGGUCCAAUGUUUCCUUCGACAUCGUGAGAAGUGGAAAUACUCAGUCUGAGGAGCUCAGGAAGCAUAUCUCAUCACUGGAGAGCAAUCCUCAUCUUCUAAACGACCCUACAACACAGAAUAGGAUCAUGGUGGAGCUCGGCAGAAUGAUCGCUGCUUACAUGUCGUUCCCGGAAGAUCUGAGAGAAGAGGAGUUAGGCGAGAUCCCUGUCGACUCGUUAAUGACGAUUGAGAUUGGUAGCUGGUUCCGGCACAACCUAGGCAUCAAUGUCCCACUUGUGGAGAUAGCGAACGCGGAGACGGUUUGGCAACUGAGUAAUAUCACCAUCCAGGCUCUGCGCAGCAAGUACGGCGGAGAGAACGGAGAGUCUGACCCAUGA
This is a messenger RNA of Aspergillus tanneri, 7506 nucleotides long. RefSeq names its product Type I Polyketide synthases (Type I PKS). NCBI's taxonomy places the organism in Eukaryota, Fungi, Ascomycota, Eurotiomycetes, Eurotiales, Aspergillaceae. Bases 1 to 7506 code for a protein of 2501 amino acids. The record is from RefSeq and is a predicted model, not a curated record. The transcript is spliced from 7 exons. Gene Ontology annotation, biological process: secondary metabolite biosynthetic process; fatty acid biosynthetic process. Gene Ontology annotation, molecular function: fatty acid synthase activity; oxidoreductase activity.